AUAGGAAUGAAAAUGGCAUCUGAAAACUUUGCAAUGGGAGUAUUUCUCUUCUCCCAGAUUACAGUGGGAGUGCUAGGCAACACUUCAAUACUAUUUUAUUAUGUCAUUUUGAUAUUAAAUGGGAAGCAUUUAAUGCCCAAAGAUCUGAUGAUAGAGUACUUGACUUUUGCCAACUGCUUGAAUAUCAUCUCAAGAGGUAUUCCCCCGACAAUGUCUUAUUUUGGAUUUAAGGUUUUCUUGGAUGACAUUGGGUGUAAAUUAAUAUUGUAUAUUUACAGAAUAGCAAGGGGGAUGUCCCUUUAUAUGAUGUGCCUAUUGAGUUGCUUUCAAGCAAUCACAAUCAGCCCCAGAAACUCCAGGUGGAUAAAGCUUAAGCAGAGAGCCACCAAGUAUAUUGGCCCUUCUUGCUCAGUCAGUUGGUUUGUGCACCUGCCUCUGAACAUCAUGAUCCCAUCAAGUGUGUCAAGCCUCAGUUACACAAAAAAUUCUAUUAAGAGAGUGCAUUAUGAAUACUGCUCACUGCUUGCUUCUGGCAAUGUGGCAACUGCACUAUAUAUGUUCUUACUGUGCCUCUCUGAUGGACUGUAUCUGGGUCUCAUGGCCUGCUCAAGUGUUUCCAUGGUGAGUAUUCUCUAUAGACACAAGAGGCAUGUCAAGCAUAUUCACAGUGCUCACUUUCUGAAAACCUCACCUGAAGACAGAGCCACACAGACUAUCCUUAUCCUGCUGUGCACCUUUGUCAUCUCUUACUCAUACUCUUCCAUUGUGACUGUCAUUAGAACCUGUUCCAAAUAUCCAGUGCUAUGGGGAGUAAAUGUAUUUACAUUUAUAGAAAUAUGCUUUCCCACAUUUUCCCCCUUUGUUCUCAUCACCAAUAUGAAGACUAGUUUCAGCCUGUUUUUACCAUGCUCUGAUAAGAGAUAG
Rattus norvegicus (Norway rat) is the source of this 924-nucleotide messenger RNA. It is a transcript of the gene Vom1r43, whose product is annotated as vomeronasal 1 receptor 43. Bases 7 to 924 code for a protein of 305 amino acids. The record is from RefSeq and is marked validated. Gene Ontology annotation, cellular component: membrane; plasma membrane. Lineage: Eukaryota; Metazoa; Chordata; Mammalia; Rodentia; Muridae. Gene Ontology annotation, biological process: signal transduction; G protein-coupled receptor signaling pathway; sensory perception of chemical stimulus. The transcript has a single exon. Gene Ontology annotation, molecular function: G protein-coupled receptor activity; pheromone receptor activity.